Messenger RNA from Sphaeramia orbicularis (orbiculate cardinalfish), 966 nucleotides. It is a transcript of the gene cmc4, whose product is annotated as C-x(9)-C motif containing 4 homolog (S. cerevisiae). Gene Ontology annotation, cellular component: mitochondrial intermembrane space. The coding region runs from base 115 to 309 and encodes 64 amino acids. The record is from RefSeq and is a predicted model, not a curated record. NCBI's taxonomy places the organism in Eukaryota, Metazoa, Chordata, Actinopteri, Kurtiformes, Apogonidae. The transcript has 3 exons.
GUGAUCAAAACAUUUCCUCUCUCCAGGAAGUAGUUUGACUGGCUAAUAUUACCUGACCUUUUUGACCAGCAAUGAGCAUUACGUCCAUGUCAGCUACUCUAAAUUGACAAAGGAAUGCCACAGAAGGAUCCGUGUCAAAAGCAAGCAUGUGCAAUUCAGCAGUGUUUACAAGCUAAUAAAUACGUGGAGAGCAUGUGUGAGGAUGUGAUCCGAGAGAUGCGGCGGUGCUGUCAGACCCAUGCAAAAAACUCCAUUUGCUGCUCUGGUUUCAAGGAUUCAACGCCUACGGAGAACAAAAAUACCACAUAGAUCCUUUUGGGAUGCGUUUGAAGGAGACAGCUGAAAGAAGAAACAUUGCAUCAGUGUUUUAAGACUGUGACACUUGUAACAACUGGGAAAACACUGGGCAGAGUGGUUUGUUGACAAAAUGCCCUUAAAAUGGCAUGAGAUGAGCUUUUCAUAGCUGAUGUUUCUGCUCAAAAAUGUGCAUUACAUGCUGAUAAACAUCAUUUUUAUGAAAGAAAUGUUUGAAAUAUUUUCUGUAGCGUUCCUUACCAAUAUGUCCACACUUAAUUGUCAAGAGUCAGCAUAACUAUAGUAAUGCUGUUCUAUUGGAUGUACAACACCCUCUUAUAACACAUUAUUAAAUUGGCUCAUGUGGCCUAGACUUUGUUCUUGAUUGGUAUCUGAUACCCUCUAAACUUUAGUGCACCUGAUACAGAUGGACAACAGUGGUGAAAAGCAGCUAAGUACUUUUACUUGAGUAUCAUUUUGAGGUACUUGUACUGUACAUAUUUAUCUCCUAUUUAUGUUACUUUUGUAUACUGCCAGGCCACUGUCUAAGAAAAUGUUGUACUCUUUUCCCUUACAAGUGUUUGUCAGCUUUAGAUAGUGAGCUUUUAAUGAGUGUACUUUAUAAGCUUUUAAAUUAUUACAAAAUAAACUUCUCACAUGAUUUCACUUCAA